Molecule: messenger RNA, 4334 nt
Organism: Gasterosteus aculeatus aculeatus (three-spined stickleback)
Lineage: Eukaryota; Metazoa; Chordata; Actinopteri; Perciformes; Gasterosteidae
Gene: parp10
Product: poly(ADP-ribose) polymerase family member 10
Biological process (GO): negative regulation of gene expression; protein poly-ADP-ribosylation
Cellular component (GO): cytoplasm; nucleus
Molecular function (GO): NAD+ poly-ADP-ribosyltransferase activity; transcription corepressor activity
Source: RefSeq, a predicted model, not a curated record
AAAUGACGUGGCCGAUGACGUCAUCCUCGGCCCGUCAAACAGCACAACACGGAAGUGCUCGGUGGCUCAACCUGUAGUUCAACGGAGCGACUUAAUGAGCCAAUGUUUCCCCUGUAGCACAGAAUGCCCGUUGAAAGCCCGGAGGGGAGGACGGUGGAGGUGCUGGCGCUGCCGGCGUCCGUGGACGAGGAGCUGCUCUCUCUGUACUUUGAGAAUAAGCGGCGCUCUGGGGGGGGUCCGCUCGUCUUUGUGGAGAAGAAAGGGGACCGCGCCACUCUGGUGUUUGAAGAGGCAGAAGCUGCAGCCCGAGUGCUGUGUAAAGGCCACCACGUUCUGCAUAAUGCCGAGCUGAGUGUGAAAAGGCCGGCCUCGGAGAGCCGAUGCAGACUGCUGCUGCGGGGGAUCAACCCCAACACCUGCACAGAGAUGAUCGAGCUCUACGUGGAGAACAUGAUGGACUUGAACGUGCCCGAGUACACUCUGCGUCCCUCGCCGGGGAGAGAUUUCAUCUGCAUUCAUCUCAGCCAACCCCUUACAAAAGAUUUCCAAGACCUCAGUGCUAAAAUCGCAAAGAGGAAACUGGAUGGGGCCGAGGUCACUCUCGAACAGAUUGACCCCUCGGACUCCGUGUUGGUGGAGAACCUGCAGCCCGGCACCUCUCCAGACGUGCUCACUGUGUACUUUGAGAGCCUGCGAGGUGGGGGACAAAAGGUGAAGGAGGCCACGAUGCUUUCAGAGCAUACAGCCAAAGUGUCCUUUCUCAAUUAUGAGUCGGUGGGCGUCAUUCUCGACCUUUCUCACCGACUGGACGGUGCUGAUCUCGUCGUGGGGCCGUACUUUGACUUCCUCCUGCCCACAGAAGAAUUAACGUCACGGGACUCUGCGGCUGGAAGUCAAGACGCGACUGAGAGAGACUCUGAGGAAGUUCCGAUGCAGACCGGUCCCCCCGCGGUGGUCGCUGCAGACAGCGAGUCCUCAUCUCCUCUGGCCUCGAAGCCUCUUGCCGCCCAUGAAGCAGCAGAGAGGGAGGCGGCAGAGGUUGUCAUGGCGGACGAGAAAGAACUACUCUCAAGCCAUAUUCCUAUCGCUGACCCAGCAAAACUUGCUUUGUUUCAAGUCAGCAGCUUCCUACGGGACACUGUGAACGCCCACCCGAACCUCACCAUCCAAGUCAAAGACGAUGGCGUGCACAUCGCAGGGAGCGACCGAGAGACGCUCGCGCAGAUACAACACGCCGCCUCGGGCUGUUUGGGCCAAAUGGCCGAGACUCGCGUCACCCUCGAGUCGGAGCAGGCUCGGCUCCUCGCAAGAAGAGACGUAAGAGAGCACCUCCUGCGAGCUCUGGCUCAGACCGGGUCCGCUGCCGCGUACGCCGUGUCGGACUGCGACGUGGCGGUGGCCGCCCCGUCUCGGGACUCCGCCGAGCAGGCGUGCCGCUUUUUGGAAUCCCAGCUGUGUCACCUCAGCAUCCCGGUGGACACGCAGCACGAGUGCAUGCUGUACUGCAGGGAGUGGUCCGAGUUCCUGGAGGCCCUUGGUUUCUCCGCUGUGAAGGUGUCGGAGCGAGGAGGCAGCGUGGAGCUGUUCACUCUGAAGGGGAUGGAGGGCGAGAGGCAGACGGCCAUCACGAGCUUCCUCGCCACCCCCAUCGAACGGGAGACCGUCAUCUCCAUGGAGCCGGGCGUGCUGAAGUACAUCCAGAUGCAUUGUCAUCAGCUGCUGGCUGAAAUGAACCAGGUGUCCAUCUUUCCUCUGGAAGCGGAGGACGUGUGCGGGUUGAAGAUCCACGGCCAAGCCACCGCUUGUCAAAUGGCCGAGGAGGUGUUGCAAGGUGUCGUGUCUUCGGUCUGCACCAGAACCAUCACAGUGAACGUUCCGGGAGUGACCCGGUUCUUGAACGAGAAGCUGUGCGCCGGCAUCCUGAAGGAGAUGGAGACAAAGUUCACGGUGUUGAUCAUCCCGAAGCACGUUCCCUGGGAAUCCCUGGCGCACCAGGACAUUUUUGAUACCGCAUGGAACAUGAUGUCGCAGCAAAACUUCCCGCGAGUUCCCUUCGAUGGUUCUGCCCCGGAUGCGAAGUCUGAUUCCAUGCAGACCGAUCAUAAUGGAGCUCCAGAUAAAGGCCUUUUAGACGAGGCAAAGAGAAUCGUCUCGGCCGUCGAAGGAGGACUCGGGCAGUGUGUGACCGGUCCCGACCAGCCCGACGCCAUGGAUGAGCUGGACCUGUACACGGCGGAGGACCCGACCCCCCUGGCGGACCAGGACCCUCCCGGGAUGGCCGUGGAUGACACGAGGGAAGGGAACGCAACGAGCGGCUCGCUCCCGCCGAACCUUUCUAGCAACCUCGAAGAAGAGGCCCAAAUGUCUCUGGCCAUCCAGUACUCCAUGGAGUCCAGUCAUUGGUCGCCGGAGGAGGAGGAGCAACAGCUGCAGCGGGCCUUGGAGCUGUCGAAGAACAUGAUCCAACACAAGGCGUCCUCUGGCGCUGACAAGCAGGUGGUGAAGGGCGUAGAUGUUUCCUUACAGGAAGCCAUCAAGGCAGCCAACACCACACAGAUGGUUGUGUACGCGAGUUAUAACAGCGACCUGAUUCGGGUGGACAUAGCUUUCGGGAAGAAGGUCAACCAGAGACAGGUGGAGGAGAAACUGGAGCACAGGUGUGUGAGGAACAUGUCCGAGUACCACAGGAAGUGUCUGGAGAUGAUCAAGAGGAAGCACGCGGUGGAGAUCCAAAUCCAGGGCACCAUCAUCACCGUCUCCGGCUUCAAGGACUACGUGACCGGAGGACUGGCCGACUUGAAGCUGCUGCUGGAGAAAAUAUCUAACUCGGUCACUGACCGGGAAAUCCUAAAGACCGUCCAGUGGGCGUAUCACGACCCGGCGUCUUCGGACCCGACCCCUUAUUGCCCCGAGGCCACCGUGUUCAUCGAGAACGCCCUGAGGAGGAAGCUGCAGAAGGUCGACAUCCUGUUGGACAAUCGGCCCCACACCAUUGACUUUGAGAAGAUGCAGGAAUCCAACGCAGCGUCCGGGAGGUCGGUGAAGAUCUCCAGGAAACUGCUUGAAUCAGGGGACUUGGAUGCUAAUGCAACCGAGGAGGAAUAUUCUCUGCUGUCAAUGCUCCCCGAAACGAGCAAAGUGGACGAGGAGUCCGACGAGUUUCAGAACGUGGUGAAGAAUUUCUACGCGACCAUACAGGAAUACCACAGCAAAAUCCGAAUCAUUAAGGUGGAGAAGCUGAUGAAUCGCCUUCUGUACAACCAGUACAAGCUGAAGAAGGCGAGCGUCCUGCAGCGCGCCACGUAUCCGGAGGUCGAGCGGACGCUCUACCACGGCACGAGCGAGAGCAGCGUGAAGGAGAUCUGCGUCCACGGGUUCAACCGGAGCUUCUCGGGAAAGAAUGCCACCGUCUAUGGCCAGGGCGUGUACUUCGCCGUCAACUCGGCGCUGUCGGUGCAGGACCAGUACUCGCCGCCGAGCGCGGACGGCUACAAGUACGUCUUCGUAUCGAAGGUGCUGACGGGGGACUACACCAAAGGGUGCCACUCCAUGAUCACGGCCCCGCUGAAGGAGACGGACGGCAUCCCCCUCCGGUACGACAGCGUGACCAACGACAUCACCAGGCCGGCCAUGUUUGUCAUCUUCAACGACACGCAGGCCUUUCCCGAAUAUCUCAUCACGUGCCAGAGGAUCACCCGCUGAGCACCCGCUGAGCCGCGUGUUUAAGGACUUUGGUUACAAAGGGCGAGAUAUUGUUAUGAUUUGAGUAACAGCUGUUCUUUUUCAUGAUGGAAAUUUCAUCGCGUACUGCGGUUUUAUGGGUGGCUCCGCCUUCGCUUCUCCGGUUCAUUCGACUCUCACGAAGGGAAGCUCAUUUUAAUUAAGUAAUAUUUAAUUUGGCCACACACUUUGGUGAUUAUUCUUCCAAAAUGUGUUGUAUGUCUGAUGUCAAAUCAAGUUAUUUUCCACACAAUGUUUUGGAUUUUCUUUCAUACAGAAAAAAUGGUGGCUGUAACAAAGUUGUUGGUCUGUGAUUAUUUGGUGUUCAUGUUCUUCUUAGUUAUAUGAGAAGACAUUCUGAAAACAGGAGACCGAGUGCACUGGUCCACCGACGAUGUUGUUGAAAAACAAUAACCGGGUUUUCAAAAAGAAGAAUUUGCCCUUGGUUGGAAAAUGACUACAGUGGAACUUAAUAUCAUUGUGAUUUUAUUUUAGUUACAUGUUAAAUACUAAGCCUUACAUAACAGUCACGCAUAGCUUACUGUGCACUUAAGAGCAAUGUACAAUUUAUUAAAACGCAAUAAACUGAGUUAAGUUGUGUUUGCAAAACAUUA